CAAAUGUUUGGACGAGAAACAGCCGCCGUCAGCAAGAGCCGGCGUCAAAAGCUGCUGGUGCCGCGCGCCUCAUGAGCUUUCAGGCACCUACCUCUGCAUGCUUCAGAUCUACAAGAAUGCUGCUGUCACACAUGUUUCCAAAGAGUCCAUCGAGAUACGCCAGCUGGAGCUGGAAUGGUACACCAGGAACUACGACACCAUGGCCAUGCAGGCCGCCAUGUUCGCGGGCUUCGCCUUCGAGCAGAUCACCGAGCCCGUGCCGCAGGACACGCCCUUCCUGCUAGAGAUGGCCUACAUUACUCUCACGGCGUGUGCAUUGGGCUUCAAUCUUUGCGUCUGCAUGUCCUGUACGAUGUGCGUCAUCUUCGGCAGGCGCUUGGCGCUCAUGGGCUGCGGUGCCCGCGCCGUGCACCUGGCAGUGGAGAACCUGCACAAGGCGCAGCAGUUCACCUUCUUGCAGUUCCUGCUGGGAAUUCUGGGCUACCUGGUGGCUCACGUGUUUGAGACAUGGAUUUACUUCCAGCGGAACGUGGCCAUUCUGUUGUGCAUUCCACUCUCCAUUUUCGUGCUGGCCAUCUUCUACUAUGUCGUGACGAUUGUGGACCAGCUGAUACUUCCGGAUGACAAGGCGGUGAUCGGCAAAGUCGCGGCUUGGAGCCGAUACGAGAAUCUCAGCGACCUGGAUGCGGAAGCCUACCGCUUCAGUCACUCCCGGACCGCCCGGCUGCCGUGAGCGCGCGGUUUCACGAGCUGGGCGCUGGCACGGCGACCCAAGGGGUCCUCUCAGGAUCUCUUUGUCCCUGUGGCUAGCUGGACCUUGGAACAAGGAACCCACAGA
Messenger RNA from Effrenium voratum, 838 nucleotides. NCBI's taxonomy places the organism in Eukaryota, Dinophyceae, Suessiales, Symbiodiniaceae. The record is from the annotation of a GenBank genome assembly.